Diceros bicornis minor is the source of this 969-nucleotide messenger RNA. RefSeq names its product ATPase H+ transporting V0 subunit b (gene ATP6V0B). NCBI's taxonomy places the organism in Eukaryota, Metazoa, Chordata, Mammalia, Perissodactyla, Rhinocerotidae. Bases 73 to 690 code for a protein of 205 amino acids. The transcript is spliced from 8 exons. Gene Ontology annotation, molecular function: proton-transporting ATPase activity, rotational mechanism. Gene Ontology annotation, cellular component: proton-transporting V-type ATPase, V0 domain. Gene Ontology annotation, biological process: proton transmembrane transport. The record is from RefSeq and is a predicted model, not a curated record.
GGCGCAGGGUGGACGGAGGGACGCGGUUUUGGCUGUGGCGCCGCCGACCCGCGCUCCACCGCCGUUGCCGCCAUGACGGGGCUAGCGCUGCUCUACUCCGGGGUCUUUGUGGCCUUCUGGGCCUGCAUGGUCGUCGUGGGGAUCUGCUACACCAUUUUUGACCUGGGCUUCCGCUUUGAUGUGGCAUGGUUCCUGACCGAGACAUCCCCCUUCAUGUGGUCGAACCUGGGCAUUGGCCUAGCUAUCUCCCUGUCUGUGGUUGGGGCAGCAUGGGGCAUCUAUAUUACUGGCUCUUCCAUCAUUGGGGGAGGGGUGAAGGCCCCCAGGAUCAAGACCAAGAACCUGGUCAGCAUCAUCUUCUGUGAGGCUGUGGCCAUCUAUGGCAUCAUCAUGGCAAUUGUCAUCAGCAACAUGGCUGAGCCUUUCAGUGCCACUGACCCCCAGGCCAUUGGCCAUCGAAACUACCAUGCAGGCUACUCCAUGUUUGGGGCUGGCCUCACAGUGGGCCUGUCUAACCUCUUCUGUGGAGUCUGUGUGGGCAUCGUGGGCAGUGGAGCCGCCCUGGCCGAUGCGCAGAACCCCAGCCUCUUUGUGAAGAUUCUCAUCGUGGAGAUCUUUGGCAGCGCCAUUGGUCUCUUUGGGGUCAUCGUUGCAAUCCUACAGACUUCCAGAGUGAAGAUGGGUGACUAGAUGAUCUGCUGGGUGGGGCUGUGCCCCACUGUUAUUUAUUUGUGGUUUUCCCAGGACAGCUGGAGCUGUGCCUCUUAGCCUUUCAGGGGGUUUGGUGUUCAGGGCCCUCCCUGCACUCACUUCUUGCUGCCUGUCGACUUGGAGGCGCUGCCUGGCUGGAUCCUCAGUGUGGGGAGUGGGCCACCGAUGACUGUGUGCAGCUGUGCACCCGUGUCCCACCUCCACCCCCAACCCAUCUUCCCAGUGUUAGUGAAAUAAACAUGGUAUUUGUCUGGGUCA